AUGGAUUGGGCAAACAGUGUUUGGUUCCAGAACAGGCGCGCCAAGUUCCGCAAGCAGGAGCGUCUGGCGCAGCAGAAGGCGGGCGAGGCCCCCGUGAAAGCGGAGGGCAAGCGGGACAAGGCCGGCUCCCCGGCGUCGCCCCACCAAACCCCGCCAGCACCGCCGCAGCCCGCCCACCACACGCUGCCCCAUCUCUCCCCGCCCGAUCUCAAGCCUAUCACGUCUGCUGCGAAUAAGCUAUGCGACGAGCUGAAUGGCGUGGGCGGUGGCGGUAUGCCGCCCGUGAGCGGCGCUGGUGGCGGGAAAUGGGCUGGCGGCUGCGGUCUUCUGCGCCAGCCCUCGGGCUUCCCGCUGCUAGGCGUCGCCCCGCCUAACUAUCUGCUCUCCGACCACCUGGGGACCCUCGCCAAAACGAAUAACCAUCUUUUC
Molecule: messenger RNA, 429 nt
Organism: Iphiclides podalirius (scarce swallowtail)
Lineage: Eukaryota; Metazoa; Arthropoda; Insecta; Lepidoptera; Papilionidae
Source: the annotation of a GenBank genome assembly